Messenger RNA from Mugil cephalus (flathead mullet), 4451 nucleotides. Its product is annotated as insulin-like growth factor-binding protein 4. The record is from RefSeq and is a predicted model, not a curated record. Gene Ontology annotation, biological process: regulation of insulin-like growth factor receptor signaling pathway. Gene Ontology annotation, molecular function: insulin-like growth factor II binding; insulin-like growth factor I binding. The transcript has 4 exons. NCBI's taxonomy places the organism in Eukaryota, Metazoa, Chordata, Actinopteri, Mugiliformes, Mugilidae. The coding region runs from base 784 to 1569 and encodes 261 amino acids. Gene Ontology annotation, cellular component: extracellular region.
GCCACAUAAAAUGUCAGCUGUCCGCGAGGAGCGAUUCAGCUAUUUUUUUUUUCUUUUUUCGCUCGAGUGAGGCGGGGAGCAUAUAAGUUUGUGUGUCUGAGUGAGAGGGAGACAGAGGGAGACAGAGGGAGAGAGGUUUAGCCUGGCUUUUCUCCGCUGUGCCUUUCAGCUCCUCUCUCACAGUAGAAAGAGGCGUGUCCAUGGACCAGUAUAAAGUCCAAGGAGAGCCACUCGUGUUGAGCCAUUCUCAGGAGAGGGUCCUUUGCUCUGCACACCGGCAAGAGGAGGAAACUGCAGCUGUUUUUAAAACACUGCCUUUUAAUGACCUGCUUUGCAUUCGGACACUUGUAGACCAGAUUUUUCCGGUGUUCCGGCGGAAGGUGGCGAGCCUCUGGACCCGAACCCCGAAGACAGAGCAAGGCUCACCUGAGCACACUGGUGGAUAUCCUUCCUGUUUGUUCCACCAUAAAAGAAACUAGUUCUUAUCACCACGGCAGUCGCCAGCUGAGCAGAUCAAGAGCAGGCUCCAAUUUCUGCACUCUGAAAUUUUAUCAGAGGGACGGAGAGAGGCAAUACAGCAGAGGCAUUGUGUCCCUGCAAAUGAAACACUAACCAGCUGAAAAUAUCAAAGACUGUCCCGGACAAAGCGCUCCUCUCAAACCUGCCUCGUUUGUGUAAAAGCUGCACUUGAAGCAGAGAGUGAUCAAAAGCUGCCACAACACUCAGAGAAGGGGGAACCACACACACGAGGGCAGAGGACUGUGUGCAGGUGCCGGGGCUGCCAUGGUGCGUGGAGGUGGUGUGGCAGUAGCCCCGUCCUGCUGGGGCCUGUGGAUGUUUGCCGCCCUGUCACUGGUGGCGCUGUGCUCGUCAGACCAGGCCAUUCGCUGCCCCGUGUGCUCCGAGGAGAGGCUGGCCAGCUGCCGCCUGCCGGAGGGCUGCGAGGAGACGGUGCGCGAGCCCGGCUGCGGAUGCUGCCCCACCUGCGCCCUCCCCAAAGGGGCGCACUGUGGCGUGUACUCGCCCCGGUGCGGCACGGGCCUGCGCUGCUACCCGCCGCGCGGCGUGGAGAGGCCGCUGCACUCGCUGAUGCACGGCCAGGGGGUCUGCACCGAUGAGAGGGAAGUGGAGGACAACUCAGCGAUGGACAGGCAGGAAGAGAUCACCCCCGAGCACCCGAACAACAGCAACAUCCGGUGCAGUCCACAGGACAAGCGCUGCAUUCAGAAGACACUGGCACGGCACCCCCCCAAAUCCACAAAUCAGAGGAGCAACACCGCCAGGGAGGACGCCAAGGCGAUGCUGGCUCCGUGUCGUGCUGAGCUACAAAGAGCUCUGGACAGAUUGGCGUCAAAUACCCGCACACAUGACGAUCUCUUCACAAUCCCCAUACCCAACUGUGACAAGAACGGAGAUUUCCACGCUAAACAGUGCCAUCCUGCACGUGACGGCCAGCGGGGAAAGUGCUGGUGCGUGGAUCAGAAGACGGGCAUGAGGCUGCCGGGGCCGCUGGAGCUGAGAGGGGACCUGGACUGUCACCAGUUAAUGACUGCUACCCUGAGGGAUUGAGGAGGGGGGAGUGGCAGCCGGGGUGCAGGACCAGUUGAUUCUACUGGUGCUUAUUAUUAGAACUACAUGACUAAAGGACUUCAUCCUUAAGCCUCACUCUACCUGAGGCCAACGGUACUUGAGCUUGUGCAACAAAAAGGAAACCAUUGAAUUGAGUUCUUUUGCUAUUUUGUUUCUGUGUGUGUGUGAGAGAGAGUCUGUUGAGCACUUGUUGUGUUUUGUUUCUACAUACCCAUAGUCUUUAGACACAUGAGCUUUAAAGUACCAGGUGGCAGAAAAAGAAACGCACAUCUACUGAUGACAGUUGUGACCUUUGUAAGAAUGCAUGUGUGUUUUUUUUUUUUUUUUUUUUUUUUUUUUAAACCAACUUCAGUGUAGUAUUCUCAUUCUCAAAUGCAAGUAGCCAAUAUUCACGCCUGGAAUCAAACAGGAACGGCAUCACGACAGUCCUGACUAUCUUAAGAGUCCGUUUAGUUCUUUUUGUGACCCCGCAGGUCUGUCAAAGAGGUGAAAGCAAAGCAUGAAAUGUUUGCUUUCCCUCAAAUGCGACACCUAGUUCAGUGAUGAGACGAGAGUAAAAAUAAAAGAUGGGCUGAGAAUGACACAGCCAAUGAAAAAGGAACCGUGGGUCACAAGGGAAUGCGGCAACCCCCUGUCUUGAGUUACCAAACGAUAAGCUGCAGCUUUUCACAACACGGUGACCAAAUUGAAAAGUGAGGUUAGUCUGAAAAAGUGCAUCUCUGAAAGCCCAGAAUAGAUUUACUUCAUCACUCCGUGGUUCACUCUGCACCCCCUCUCUCCUAUUGCCGAUGAGCUCCCUCUGGACGGGCGGCGUAGCUGGGCUAGAAAACUCUACACACUGCUGAUAGGGUAAUCUUGCUUCGCCAGCUGGUGCUUAGAUGCCAGUUCGACUCUUUUUGUGUUUUUUUGAACGUGCUUCGAACACAUGGGAUUUCUUUCCAAACAGACUGCUUGACGGAACUUUGGUGGUGCUACAUAUCGACUGUGCCAAAAUACAUAAAAAAAGAAAAAAGAAAAAAAAAGGGCUUCUGGACUUUUUGGGGAAUCGCUUAGGAAUGGUAGUGGAGCAAUUAACACCAACAAGUGUGAGAAUCAGAUUUGUUGCUUUCUUUGUGUGUCUUCAAUGUUAUUGUCAAAAUAUAACAUCCCACAUUAGCUUUGCACUAUCACCGCAGCUAACUGGCUGAAUGUUUCUCCGGUCAGUAGUAUGUAAAUAGCAGGCGUGAUGUGUUUUAAAUAUAGACGCAGAGUGUAAUAACUUGUACUGAUUAAGCUCCUGGCAGCAUAGCAACUUCCAGCUAACAUGAAGCUUUAUAUGGAGGACUCUGAUGUAGCAGUAAAGAAACAUGGAAACCAGAAACUCCUCCGUUUAUCUGACAAUAAUACUUAUCAGUCAUAGGAAAGCACAGUAAUGUCUGAUGUAUCACCAGUCCAAGUGACACACUCAUCACAUACUUUAUAUAUUGUAGGCGAGGCGUAGCAUUCUUCAGUUAUCUAUUUGAUCGUAAUGAGGUGGUGCAUUAAUAUUGAUAGUUCAGGGGAGGUUGAAGCUAACGCCUGUGCGCAUCACCGUGUUUUAUCUUUUCCACAGAAGACUUUGACUGACUCAAGAAAAGAUUAAAGAUGUCAGCAGAGAAACAUUAAAGUAAUUUCCACAGAAAGCAGCACCAUAACGCCAUCUGAUCGCCAUCAGAUACGCCGGGAAAAACCGACAUACACAUACAUGUUUUUUUUUUUUGUUCUUUUGACUCCCUUUGUCUCCACCUGCAGAUUUUACCUCAACAUAACUUAAGCUUUAAAUAUGACUAUUUGAGCCCAACACAGUAAAGAGAGGGUCACUCAGCACUGAACAGAAAUAGCAAAAGUGCCAUGAAAACUGUUAUUAUUCCACAACGAAUUUGACUUAGCUUCUAGAAAAUUCAGACGUAUAUGAAAAUAAAAAAAAUGCUCCGCGCAUUUGUUUACUGUGCAAGGUAGUAGCUAUAUAAAACCGGGCUCUGAAUCAAUUUUCCAUACGCUCACUUUUAAUGUUUAAGUAUAUAAUAAUUGAAAAAUGAUGAAGUCAUUUUUUGGGUCUGUGUUGAUGAAGUGAUUAUUCUGUCAUAUACAAUUCCAGCUCCUGGUUAUUAUUGUUUUUUUUUAAUUAUUAUUAUUAAAGGAAUCUAACCACUCUAAAGCAACACUCCUUUUAUGACUUUUACUUUCGCUAAAACUUUAAAUGCAACCAAAGGUAGUUCACAGACAGAUGGAUAGAAGAUGUUGCCCUUGCUACAGCUUGAAAAUAUAAAAAAACCAAAUACCCCUUCCAAAGACUACAAGCACAGUAAACAAAGACAUCAAUACUCAUUCAGUGAAGUGCACACAAAGAGCGUUCCAGCUAAAUCCUAUCGUGUAAUUCAUCAACUAAUGAAGUGUUACUAAACACAUUCAAAAUUGUUUCUCUGUUCAACAGUCUUAAUCUUGGAGAGAGGCGGCUAAUGGUUUUGGCUUUGAUUUUUGUAAAGACCUUCCAACUCCAAAAACGGUGUAUUUAAGCUAUAGUAAGUUGCUUGAUCUCUAACUUUGCUGUACUGAACUGUAAUUGCGUUUCAUGAGAAUAGGCUGUUCCUGUUUGCCCUUGAUAUUAUCUGUUAACGGGUGGGAGACAUGAAGCAACGUUUGCAUGUAUACAAAUGGACAGGGCUGGCAAACAGCUAUGGUCUUGUGUAUCUCCAGGACAGGAUCGUUAUACCCAAACACUGAAGUGAUCAAUAAACUGAAAUAUAGAGUGUCAGUCGAUGAAAUAAUCAGUUACAUUGUAAAUGUUUACCUGAUAAAAAUGUACACAUUGUAAUACAUCAAUUAAAAGACUUUAGAAACUA